This is a messenger RNA of Juglans regia (Persian walnut), 3532 nucleotides long. RefSeq lists its product as uncharacterized. Lineage: Eukaryota; Viridiplantae; Streptophyta; Magnoliopsida; Fagales; Juglandaceae. The record is from RefSeq and is a predicted model, not a curated record. Bases 577 to 3123 code for a protein of 848 amino acids. The transcript is spliced from 5 exons.
GUUCAGUUUUUCACUCCGUUUCGCAUCGUUCCCAUCAAUUUUCUCGGCCUAGACUUCCUCAAACGCGUCUCUAUUUCUUUAAAAUCCGUUUUUGGAUCCAACUAUAUAUCCAAAUCCCAUUUCCCAGAUUUUUGCUUUCCCGACCAAUUUGCGUGUCCAAAGUUGUUGCGAUUUUGACCUUUCAUUGGAUAACAUUUAUGGUUGACCCAACUUGCCUAAAUGUCGGCGCGUCCUUUUAAUGGUUCGUUUAUAACAAAAGAGUAGUGAUUCGGAACUUCAUUUGAUAAUGAUUACAGGGAAUGAAGUGGAUUCGUCGAGAAUUCUUGCCUGGUGUAGGAUUUGAAUUAUGGGUGCGCAUUAAAAGCCAGAAUCAUUGUCAUGGUGCAGAGAACUGCCAGAAAAAAGGAACCAUGGAGGUUUUAAGACUCACAAAUGUUGCUGGAGUUUUUGCAUCUGACACUGUUGUUGCUAGGGCACUGCAGCAAAGGAAGAAAAUGAUAUAUACUUGCACUUUCUAAAAGGCGCUUGAGUUUUAGUGAGUUUUUAUUCAAACUAGUGGAAGUUUUGUCAAGGGAAAUGGAAUCCAGUAAAAGAACAUCAAGCGUUAUUGCAAGAUUGAUGGGUCUUGAUGAACUGCCAAUUCAGCAACCUGUUCAGAAACAACAAAGGGUUCUUUCUGAGUAUUACUUUCAGAGAGUUGCUUCUAUAGGUGUCAGGGGGAAGCGUUCAUCUCAUGAGCAUCCUUCAUUUAGGAUGAGCAAUGGAGAGCGUGAGGAAUUAAAUUAUAUCUUUAGAGUACUGGACACACUAGAUAGACAUAAGCAACAUAAUCUGUCUGUUGAAGAGGGGAAAGCUAGCUCCAAUUCAUCAGAAGAAAAAUUGGGAUUCAUAAGGCAUAAUUUUCCUGAUGCAAAAUACAUUUCAGUGGAUAAGAAGCUUCAAGACCUGGCAGAACUUCCAGAUGCACUGGAUAUUACAUAUAUUAAGAAGGAUCCCCUUCCAAAAUAUCUCCAAGAGCCAUAUUCUUCAUUUGCCAAUAGCUUUCAUAAUCAGCAAGGUGUACCUUCUUACUCACGAUCAGGCAAUGUUCCAGUCUUGAAGUCAUCAUCUACUUCUUAUGGUAUCAAUAUUAACAAAUGUAGAAAAUUAGGGAGGAAGGCUUUGCAAGGAAAUGUUAAAUUGCUGCACAAACCCGAGAAUGGCACUAAUAGAAGUCCCCAUGGACUUGGAAUUGAUGAUAUUUGUAAGCUUUCAAGAUCUCAAUUGGAGUCAAACAGUGAAGCAUGCCAUUCCCCCUUGAAAGGUGUUAUUUUGAAACCAAACCAUGGCGAGGUAGAGAGUGAUGCACGACAUUUCUCUUCAUAUAGUUCUUGUGAAGGUUCACUUUUGGGUGAUAGGUGGCUUAAAGAGUUUCGUAGUACUGAAAAUGGGGCAUAUGUAUCCAGGGAAGCAAAAAAGAAAAUAUCAGACCAAUGUAAGACAAAUAAGAAGGUCCAGAAAGAUGGAUUGGCUGGUAGAGUCAGUACUCUUGGAGAAUUGUUUGCCUUGGCUGAUGAUGGAACAAGAAAUGUUUAUUACAAGCCUAGUAAGCAUGGCCUGAGCAAUCAGACUGGUCCAAGUGAUCAAGAUGGUGAUCACUUAAGCUUCAUCAGCACGAAUGUUUCGAAGGAUGGGCCUAUGAUAAACUUUUCAAGGUCCACGUUUCUUUCUGCAACUUCUGCCACUGGGAAUCCCAGAUCCCGGACCAGAUAUGAAGGCCUUCAAAGUGACUGGUAUUCAAGCCUGGAAAAGUCUGUUAAUUCGGCGCAACACAAGUCAAGAAAGCAAACUUUGCAUCAUAAAGAUGGUUUAGAAUAUAAAAACUUAGUCAGCAAUAAGAAAACUCAUUCCUUUUCAUGCUUGGAUUUGGAAAGUGAUGAUAAUGUAGAAGCAGCGAUGUGUGUAGUCCUGGAUGAGGUGAAGGUCAAACUUGAGAAGGAUCUGUCUAAUCAGAAUUGUAUGGGUCCUCUGUCUUCAAGCUCCACUGUUUCUCACUCUGCUUUGGAAAAUAAUUGCUUUGUGCGGGACACAUGGGUGAUGGAAGGUGAGAUGAAGAACAAGUUUGACAGCAGCAAUACGGAUGAAUGCAACAUUUCACUUCCUCAGGCCUUAGUUUCCAAUGUUUCCUCAGUGAGCAUGGGAACUAAUGUGGUGGCUGAUGCAGAGUGUAAGGUCGUGGGUGGGGCUUCUGAAAAUUCCAAGGAAGAGCAGUUUGAACCAAUCAUCUGUAUCUUAGAUACAAAUUCUGAUUCUUCUAGUUGUGCCUCUGAUACCUUGAUUCAACAGAGAACAUUGGUUGGAUUCCAUGAAGAAGGUGCUGUGUACUCACGGUGCUUUCACACAGAGCCAGAAUCUAGAUUGAGCUCGGAGGAGGCUUAUCAUCCUAGUCCAGUUUCAGUUCUGGAACUACCUUUCGAAGAUGAUCUUUCAUAUGAUUUGGAAUGCUUAGACAGUAUCGGCACUGACAUCUGUGAUAUCUCAGAAACACGCUCAGAAGGACCUGGAAUGAUUGUGUCGAGUGAUGAAGAUUCCAGAGAAGGUUCUGUAGGUGAACCUCAAGAAAACAUAGGGUUAAUGGGAUUGUUUAGAGUUGAAGAAAGUAGGGGUUACUCGUACCUUAUUGAUGUCUUAACCGAGGCGGGUUUUCAUGGUGGCAUCCUAAAUAUGGACUUUGGUACCUGGCACACGCCAGAAUGCCCAAUAAACCUUUCAGUUUUUGAGACCCUUGAAAAAAAGUUUGGUGAGCUGGCUUCCUGGAAGAGGUCGGAUAGGAGACUUCUCUUUGACCAGAUAAAUUUGGGGCUAAUGGAGAUUUUACAGCCAUGCAUAGGUGUGCCCAUAUGGGCAAAGCCUGCAUCCAAAAGAUUAUACCCUAGGCCAAGUCGGAACAUGAUUGAGGAAGAGUUAUGGAUGUUGCUGGUAAGCCAAGAAAAGGAAGCAAGUAUGGACUCGGCAGCGAAAGCGCUGCAAAAGGAACUGGGUUUUGUAGAUUUAGGAGAUGAUAUUGAUCUUAUAGGUAGAGAAAUAGAGAGCUUGUUGAUUGAUGAGCUUGUUUCAGAGGUUGUUAGCAUGGGCACUUUUUAGACGUCAGCAUGUUAAAGUUUUUGGCGGAUAUAUAUUGAAUGAAAACCAUUUUUUUGUUCCUUUUUUCCCCUAAGCCUAUGAGAGCCAUUCAGAAAAAUAUGUUUAUGUAUAUAUCAAUCGUUUUGAUGUGAGUGGAAGGGUGUGAAAAGUAUACAGAUAUAGAUUAGUUUGUCCAGACAAGAGUGUAUUGCUAUUAUGAAGAGGUCAUGUAUUUUUCUGAGGGAUCUAUGUAUCAUCAUACUCUCAGUUUUGCAUCAAAUUCUUUCUUAUUCAUUCAGUCAUUUAGGUAUUGAAGUUUCAAAAUGUCUUGUUAGUGCGAACCCGCUCUUUUUGAGUUGAAAGUGUUAAGAACGUUGGUUGAUACAGGGAUUUGUGAUAACUAGCUUCCUGAUUUAUCAUGAACUCUUUA